AUGGUGGCCAUGAAGAAAAGCGUCGCCGCGAUGAAGUCCAAGAAGGUCAUAGUGAAGGGCCGCAAUUCGGAGAUCAGUCCAUUGACCGGAAAGCCCAAACGGGUUCGGCAAGACCGAGGACGCGAGGCAGCAAAGCUGGCGGCCAAGAUGAGCAAGGAGACCUGGCUGAAGUACCAAACGGAGGCCUACAAAAACGCCUGGCCCAAGCCCAGCUACAUGGCGGAGCCACGGGAAUCCGUCUACGUGCGCGACGGCGGUGAGGGUGCCUACCGGGAUCAGACUUUCGAGAUCGUGACCCGCUGGACCAGCCAGACGCGCAUCGCGUACCGGCCACACGCCAAGGCGCCGGGCUCGAAGUCGCACAUCCGCUACGAGAAGUAUGCCAAAGCCAAGACCGUUGGGGAGGCUCUGAAACUCGGCAGCUAUCCGAUCGACUGGUGCUUCGACUAUGAACACGGAUUUAUCAAGGUGCUAGGUGGUCCCAUUCGGGAUGAACCCAUCGAUAUCUCCAAAGUGGCGGAUCCCAAGAAGAUGGAUCCGGUGGACAAGAAGGUCUACGGCUGGUUCAGGAAAGAGUUGUGCAAACGCUGCGGCUUGAAGAAAGACGAACUGCUUAUGGAGGCUCCCACGACAUAA
Cladocopium goreaui is the source of this 636-nucleotide messenger RNA. Lineage: Eukaryota; Dinophyceae; Suessiales; Symbiodiniaceae. The record is from the annotation of a GenBank genome assembly.